Molecule: messenger RNA, 3970 nt
Organism: Oncorhynchus gorbuscha (pink salmon)
Lineage: Eukaryota; Metazoa; Chordata; Actinopteri; Salmoniformes; Salmonidae
Product: E3 ubiquitin-protein ligase pellino homolog 2-like
Exons: 8
Coding region: 273-1733 (486 amino acids)
Biological process (GO): protein polyubiquitination; regulation of Toll signaling pathway
Molecular function (GO): ubiquitin protein ligase activity; protein binding
Source: RefSeq, a predicted model, not a curated record
GUACUCUGCUACAGAACAGAUUCGUGUGGCGCGGGCCUUUAAUCGAUAGCUUUGCAACAAUCUUUCCAAAAGAUGGUAGCUCACGGAAUUAAAACAAUAAAACGAAGAACAAGAACAAUUGCCUCUAUCCAAACUCGGAUAUACUAACAUUCAAGUAACUUCCUCAUAGUUUGAAAGGUGUAGCCUAUUUCUUUUUUUCACUACUAUUGCUCUCGAAGGUUUACAAGAGCAAGCUCGCGCCAGUCGGAUGAAUUCGCCAAACCAGGACGAAGAUGAUGUGCCCGUUAAAGACCCGGCAAAAUACGGAGAGUUGGUCAUAUUGGGAUGUACAAUCGUCGCAAAUUGAAUUAUGGGGAGUUUCAGGCCCCGGAGUGAACAUUAUUGUGCACUCGCAAAGCCGACUAAAAACGAGGACUGAGGGGCUUACGUUGAAAACGUCCCUUGCUUGGCUAGUCAUUUGGACCGCCCUCCAAGAUGGUGACGGGGAUUCCCUCAAGGGCAUAAGGCAAGGGUACAAUGGUUCUCUGCCCAGUGGGGACAGGGGGAGGAGGAAGAGCCGCUUCGCUCUGUACCGGAGGACCAAGGCCAACGGAGUCAAACCCAGCACUGUUCACAUCCUCAACACACCACACGACAGCAAGGCAGUCCACAGCAGAGGGCAGCACAGCAUCUCCUUCACUCUGUCCCGCAACCAGACAGUGGUGGUGGAGUACUGCCAUGACAACGACACUGACAUGUUCCAGAUUGGGCGCUCCACAGAAAGUCCAAUAGACUUUGUUGUGACGGACACUUCAGGAGAGGGGAAGGAGGGUGAGGACCCCUCGGUGGCCCCCAGCACCAUCUCCCGCUUCGCCUGCAGGGUGGUGUGUGAACGCAACCCCCCCUACACUGCACGCAUCUAUGCCGCUGGCUUCGACUCCUCCAAAAACAUCUUCCUAGGGGAGAAAGCCACUAAGUGGAAGAACCCGGAUGGCCACAUGGAUGGUUUGACCACCAACGGGGUGCUGGUGAUGCACCCUGAGGGCUUCCCUGAGGACAGCAGACAGGGUCUAUGGAGGGAGAUCUCUGUAUGUGGGGACGUUUACGCCCUCCGAGAGACACGCUCCGGACCCAGCCGAGGAAAACUGGCGGAGGGAGAAAGCAGUGCCCUUCGUGAUGGUUCUCUGGUGGACCUGUGUGGAGCCACUCUGCUGUGGCGUACUGGAGAGGGCCUGCUCCGCGCUCCCACCCUCCGCCACCUGGAGGCACUGCGACAGGAGCUCAACGCUGCCCGGCCACAGUGUCCUGUAGGCCUCAGUACCCUGGCCUUCCCCAGCUUGCCACGCAGCCAUAGUCUGGAGGAGCGCCAGCCCUGGGUCUACCUCACCUGUGGACAUGUGCAUGGCCACCAUGACUGGGGCCAGCGUCCGGAGCGCCGGGAGGAGGGAGGAGAAGAGGGGGAGGAAGGGAUCAUAACGGUCCGCCGGGAGUGCCCUCUAUGCAGGAGCGUAGGGCCCUACGUGCCACUGUGGCUGGGGUGUGAGCCCGCCGUGUACGUGGAUGCUGGAGCUCCCACAUAUGCGUUUGUACCCUGCGGCCAUGUUUGUUCGGAGAGGACAGCCAAGUAUUGGGCGGAUACCCCACUGCCUCAUGGGACACACGCCUUCCGGCCCACCUGUCCCUUCUGCUCUGCUCCUCUCAGCAGCACCCCACAGGGCUGGACACGCCUCAUCUUCCAGGGCCCUAUCGACUAGCUCGGGCCCCCGGGAAUGGAGACCACAACUACUACGCAAAUGUGGAACCAACCACGUCACUAAGCCAAGGGCCCAAUCCUAACUUGAGAUAAUAGUGCGGAACUAACGUGAAUAUUUCUUCCAUUUACACUGCAUCCUUGAUGUAUGAUUUUAGACAAGUGCGUUUAACUUUUAAACAUCUUUGUAAAUCAUGCAUUGAUGUCAGUUUAGGAUCUGUGUGGAAGUUUAAGUUAGACUCACGUUUCUCUCAAGGUAUGAUUUUGUCCAUAACAGAACCUCACUUCAAAAGCAAUAAGAACUCCACUAUAGCAAAGCAUUACACUCAUAGAUAAGCUAGUUGUUCCGUUAGUCAUCCAUGUUUCCAGUUGUCUCUUCUGACAUGGCUGAAUGUUGUCUGCAGCUCAAGGGCUGAACCUGGGGUAUGUUGAAGUCACUGGAUGGUCAUAUUUAAUGGUUUCCUGAAAAUAAUGGUUAAUGGUUUCCCUCUCAGCCGAAUUUUGAACCAACAAUGUAAUGAUGCUUCCAAAGUUUUUGAUUGAAUAUUCCAUUUGACAAAAUUUGAAAACAAAACAUUGUAAUAUUGCGAAGCGGUUCACCUCGCAAUUACCAAUAACUUACUCUAUAGUAGCAAAGAUAAGUGAUGUUUGUGAACAUUCUGCAGUUUGACCACACCUCAGGUUGGGAACCAGUCAGACAGACAAGGUCUGUGCCAUGUGACAAUAUAGCAGAAAGAUCAAAGGCUGUUACCGAAGGUAACCUCAUAAGACAACAGUUUUUCAAUUAAAAUGUAACUAUUUUAUUAAAAUUGGGGAUGUUUGGGAUGGGUUAGGAUUUUAUUUAGAUGUUAAGAUACAACUAUUUUUUUAUCUUGAGUAUUGUUUUUAGUUAAAUGUGAUUUGUCAAUGUAAGCUUUUUCUAAAUGUGUAUGAUUAUUAUUAUUAUUAUGUGUGUUCGAUGAAACUGGGAGAGCUUGUGAGUGUGAGAAAAUUGCCAACACUGUGUCACACAACCAUAAAAAAUUGCCCAGACAAUGAAUGUAGCCAAAUACUCAGGCUAUACUAGCUUAGCCUUCCAAUGUGCUCGUAUUGAAUUGUUCUAUAUUAUGCUACUAUUUUUUUAUCACACACACACACACACACACACACACACACACACACACACACACACACACACACACACACACACACACACACACACACACACACACACACACACACACACACACACACACACACACACACACACACACACACAUAUGCACUGUGGAUUGCCAAACCUUGCAUUUAUGCUAAAUUGUACACAGUGUUACAUGUUAAUUAUACACGGUACUAAAUGCCUCAAGUGAAAAGAAAUGCUGGCGAAGUGAGCAGUCCAACAGAAAUCUAUAAUUUAAACAUGUUCUUUCCCAUAUAAGAAAUGUACACGCCUACUCAGCUGCUAUUCAGGGACAGAGAACAUGCAGCAGAACCGACAUGAUGUAGUUAUCUAGAAUAGAGAUAAUCGUGUCAGCUCUAUAUUACCUUUCUAUCAUGUAUGAACUUUUUCAGGUUUACAGCCGUCAGUCCUCCGCACACUACCAUGCUGUAUUUGACAUACACUAUAUAUACAAAAGUAUGUUGACACACCUUGAAAUUAGUGGAUUUGGGGGCCGCCUAAGUGCGUAAAAAUCAACUGUCCUCGGUUGCAACACUCACUACCGAUUGCCAAACUGCCUCUGGAAGCAAUGUCAGCACAAGAACUCUCUUCGUCGGGAGCUUCAUGAAAUGGGUUUCCAUGGCCAAGCAGCCGCACACAAGCCUAAGAUGACCAUGCGCAAUGCCAAGCAUUGGCUGGAGUGGUGUAAAGCUUGUCACCAUUGGACUCUGGAGCAGUGGAAACGCAUUCUCUGGAGCAUCUGGCAGUCUGAUGGACGAAUCUGCAUGUGGCGGAAGCCAAACGCUACCUGCCCGAAUGCAUCAUGCCAACUGUAAAGUUUGGUGGAGGAGUAAUAAUAGUCUGGGGCUGUUUUUUAUGGUUUGGGCUAUGCCCCUUAGUUGCAGUGAAGGGGAAUUUGAACGCUACCGCAUACAAUGACAUUCUAGAUGAGUAUGUGCUUCCAACCUUGUUGCAAUAGUUUGGGAAGGCCCUUUCCUGUUUCAGCAUGAAAAAGAGAGGUCCAUACAGAAAUGGAUUGUUGAGAUAGGUGUGGAAGAACUUGACUGGCCUGCACAGAGCCCUGACCUCAACCCCAUCGAACA